AUGCCCAUUCACAUACUCAUAAUCCUGAUAUCGCUUCUUUCGGAAUCUGUGGCUUUCAUUACCGGAUUCCCGUUUAUUUCAGUAAUCCCACCUCUGGCAGGAUGGGCCGCUUAUCAGGCAUAUGAUCAUCUGGAGUGCCUCGUAAGAGAGUGCUGCAAGACGGCUGUUCACUUUGAUUCAUCAAGUAAAAUUGGCGUCUUUUCUGAAAUAACAUUUUAGAACUGCGUGAAGAUUUGAGAUCUAGACUUCAUGGACAACAUAUUGCGGAGGAGCGCCUGUACAGCCACGUGAAGGUUCCGAUUGCGCUUUUAACUAUAUUGUCAGGCCCACAUGGAUGACCCCAACCCGAGGAAAGCGCUGGUUCUAUCCUUACAUGGAUUUACCGGCGUUGGGAAAAAUUUUGCAUCCUCCAUUAUUGUUUCCAAUAUCCUACGAAAAGGCGAACACAGCCGUUUUUAUCACUUCUACGACUCAACCAUCCACUUUCCACACGAAGACCUUGUCGAAGAUUAUAAGGUUAGUCAACCACGCGGUUAUUCUGGUUUGCAUUUCGUUCAGGGCCUCCUGGUUUUUUGUUGAUUUUCCCUUAUGGCUGACUAGUGUACAUUCUGUUUACACCAACGACCUAGAUGACACGCAAAGUUCCUCAGCAUUGUUUUCACCCGAGCAGCAUUUUUACGUGUUAGUCUGUGUUACUCACCGUGUCCAAUCUGUUGUCUCAUUAGGUCAGACUUACCAUCGGUCCGAUAUGAAAAGGAGAGAGUGAGGCCUAUCCGACUCGCAGGCGACAGACUCAUGCUACAAAAGAUCUGGCGAGAUAAUUUAGUGUUUUUCCGACAUGAGCGCCAGGCUAUAGUGGUUUCUUGAUAUAAUCUUGUUGGCAUCCCCUUUGCCAAGAACCGAGAUUCGUUUUUCAUAAUCUGGUUCGAGUAUGUGACGGGCCAGCACAUGUAGCAUUCACUGAAUAGUUUUAAUGCACCUCAGCCCUUGCGCUUGAUCUCAAUUUCAGUUGACUUCACCCGAACUUUGCAAAUUAUGUGUACGAAAAGGGAGGAUGAAUUGGAUCAGUUUAGCGCCUACUUUCAUGUCAGUCACUGCGCCUAAUCCCGCCUCCGGUCUUCUUGACUCCGUCUUGACACCGGUGGUUUCGUUAUGUAGUUUUGUGGCACUCUUACUUGCGUUUUCCUUCGAGACGUUUUCCUCCUUUGUAACUCGGCUGGUACUUGCAUAGGGACCAGGAAAUGAAUGGUGCGCAUAGACGUAUUUUCAGUCGUUACGCCCGCGGUUGUUUCUAUUAGUCCUAACGUUUUUGUUCUAUUGCAACUUAGCGAGUGUGGUGGGAAAAGAAAGAUAUUGUGUAGGUUACCGUCACUCUUAAAAGGCUGUGCGUUGGGACGAUAGAGCUGCUUAUCGAGCAAGACGGCUAAUUUAUUAGGUGCAUCAUCGAUUCUUGCAGUAACUCACUUCUUGACACCUUCGGACGAUCCAUAACAUGCUGAAGAGUUGCUUCUGUGUUCGGCACAUGUGGAUCCAACGGGGCAUUUGCCUUGUCUUAAACGAUUAAUCCUGCAUUCAUCUUGUUGACUGAUUGCUUCCGUUCGUUGAAUGUUAUCACAGUAGAGACCAGAAACGCUCUUCUGAACCCUUGUGUACGAGACGCGUGUCGCAACUACCAACAGCAUGCGGAUGAACUGAAAUACAAUCGAAUCUGCCGCUGCCUACCAGGUCAAAUUUAUUAUUGCGUACUCUACGUGUGUUCACCUAACAACGUUCUUCAUGACUGCCUUGGCCACUGUACUCCGUGACUGGCGUGUCUUUAGUGAUUUUAUUUUACUCUUUUGUGUCAGUUCCACUGACUUUCGUCACAGGCAGGCGAUCCGUGGACUGUGGGUCCAAUUUGGCCACAUUCACCAGUGUUCCGUUGACUUAUCCGGUCGUUUCAAGAAAAAUUAUAUUUCGAAAAAUCUCAUCGAGUUUGUGCUUAACGAGAGUUGUUUUGCAGGUCGUCGACUUGCCGUGUCAGUACGGUUGGAAUCUGUCUGACAGAGUAAGUAAAAACUAGCGGCAGCUCAAGGAAUUUCGAUGCAGUGGUGGUUCCUACACUGAGAUUUGUCAUCGUUAUUGAGUGUUAGCCGUGGGAGUGUAUCUAGGACGUUGGAGUAGGCUUCUUCUUUUUGAACUGUACACUAGACGGCUUUGCUCGGCUAUUAGCUGGUUUAAUCGAACAACACCACGGAUCUCUACAUGCUAGUCGUUAUGAUACAGGGUUCAUUAGUAGGCUACAAACUAUAUCUAAACUCACACAAACGCCGAGAAUCUAGAAAUUCGUAAUCGGAUCAAACUUGGUAUGUUGAAGUCGAAAAGUCCCCAUUCUCCACACUAUCUUGUCUCGUAAUGAUGAAGUGCUCUCAACUCGCCUAUCUCUAACUGCCCGAGGACUGGGUUGGCCUAUUUUCCAAAGUCGAUAGAUCUCCCCGACGUUACCGGUAACCCAAGUAUGUUUAAACACUAGGACGUUUAUCCUUCAAUCUGAGAAUGCCGAUCUGAUAUCUGUUUGGAAACCAAUCCUUCUGGCACUGCGGAUCAGUUAGAUGAUAAGACUGGACGUUCAGUUGAUUUCUUUACCCUCGUUAUGCCCUGAUACGUCAGGUAAGACAUGUUUGAGAGUUCGAUUCCACGAUGUUCAAGCCAGCAAAGGCUAGAACCCCAGGAUGAUAGUUUAAGAAGCAAGAACUCUCUGGAACAAACUUACCUACUGGCCAACGUCUCCAAUAUAUGCGCCGUCCAUUCACUCUCUAAGUUUGCUUGUUGAUUUAGUUGGACUCGGAGUAAUCCUUUUUUCUCCAUCUUUGUCGUUUAGACAGUUUUUUGUCAACUGACGGUCGCGAUAGCGUUGGUGGUUACUUGUAUGCUUUGGCGGUUAACUUUAUAAGGUAAAUGUUUAGCCGGCAUGAUUAGCUGGUAACUGGGCCAUCGACGGUCGACUUCAAGCUUAUUGCGGCCGUCCUACUUGUACUAAGUUUAAGACCUGAUUAUUCUGAGACAGGCCAGUCGAUUAAACUGGCGUCUGGACAAAACCUCUUGUCUGAGUCGUUUGCCGUUCAAAUGCCUCGGCUUUGAACAGCCGCUUCUUGAAAUUUAAGAGUGCAGACAACCUCUUGCACGUAUCAAUUUUUUUAGCGUUGUGAACUGACGCUUUCUGUCAACCGUCAAACCAGUACAAAACACUUGCAACACUUCACAGCAAAUGUUUCCCUACGUGAUUACCUCACAUCCCGGCCAAUUGUACUGGCUGGCUAAAACAUAUGAACACAGGUCCUUCAGUCACGGCCACUCAUACGCCACAAUGCAUACAUACUAGGACAUAGAGCCCAUAAAUUUGCUCUUACAAAUCCGUAAAAGCGGCCCUCUCACGAUCAUCGAUGCAUCAUAAGCAAACUUAGCUGAAUUUCCUGUUGCGAUUUAAUUUUCCUUUUUUUCGUCUGUAGACUGAACUUCAGUCCCAAAUACGCAAGGCAGUUGCAUCCUGUGGCGUCUCGAUAUUCGUCUUCGACGAGGUGGAUAAAAUGCCUCCGGGCGUUUUGAAUGCACUUGUCCCAUUCCUCGGUUUCUCGAAAUCCAUCGAUGGCCUAGACUUCCGUCGAUCCAUCUUCAUAUUUCUCGGGUGAUUUACAAUUUUUUGGCGUGAUUUCUCUAGAACAUAGUUGACCUUUAAAAUGCUUGCCGUCGAGAUCUACAACAUUCCUAUUGAAUGAUGAAAUGACAUCGUGCGUGAUUUGCGUAUUUUUCGAGCGACUUUGCCUGACAAACUUUCCUUUUUCUAAGUCUUGCCCUGUGAAAAUGUGAGGUAUCUCGGGCAUGCCCGAUGAAUUUACGCGCUGGUCUAUUGUAUUGGGCGCACACCGAUCCAUUGGCUUCCCGAAUAAAUACCUGAUCUGCAGCGACAGAGAAUGGCAGGUGAUGAGGCACUGAUGAAAUUCGGUUCGAUGAAGUGCCUAUGACCCAUCUGGUAGACCCCAAUGGUGGACCAGCUGCGCCAGGUGCGUCUGUGCGCAUGUUUGUGUUUCUAGUCCCAGCUGGUGGUCAGGGUUAUGAUUGGCUGAAUGGAGGCAAACAAGCCCGAAACAGCCCCCAGACUCUGUCGUCUCCCCUCUUGGCCGACCUUGGCCUGGUAGGUGGCUGCCUGUUCGUGACUCCUAUCGCCCAUACGAAGCGUAUUUGCUUCGGUGUGCGCCCAUUAUAUAUGAAAUCGUAGGGGGACGCUCACUGAUAGUUUUAACAGAACUCAAUCGUCCCGUUGUGCCUUACGGGCUCUCUCUCUCGAGCCCAACCAGCAGCCGCACAGCGGCGCAUGAUAUAGGCAGAAUGUUAUUACCGGCAAAGACAAGGGAGACUCAAAUGGCUAUUCUGGCAUAUUAGCUGUCGUCAGCCAGUCAUACCCAACCCCGAGGUGUGGAACACCUAGUGAGCGCCCCUCUACCAUUGUACAUUCCCUAUCGCAACCGACAGGUCAACGAGCCCAUUGCCCAGUGGUUAGAGGCGUUAGACUUCUAACUAACAGGUCCCGGGAUCGAACCCCAGGCGUUCCACACUUCGGGGUUGGAUAUGACUGGCUGACGACUGCUCCUUGACGGUCCUACCAGUUUCGACGAUGUCCAACGUGUGCUUCACAGCAGGGUGAAAGCAGGGGCGGAGACUUGCACGUGCAUCAGUUUACAGUGAUAGGAGACUAGCGCAGCAUAUACCGCACUCUCUACCUCUCCCACCUGGUCCCGAUAUCAUGGCCGAAUCAGGAAGUCCGAGGGCGCAGAGGCCGCAAGGGGUUCACGCAGCGGAAACCGCACCCGGAUGUGCCACUAAACCCCCUGGUCCACAACACCUCUGGACCAAAAUUCUAAACAACAGCGAACGCCUUAACCACUGAGCCACGAACUCAUUGUCUUGCUCGUUGAUUUGGUUUGCUCGCUUUCUACCACUGCGUAAAAUGGUUUCAAUAUCAUAGAUGUUCUGACCAGCGAUACGCAUAGACAGAACUCCGUAAUGACAGGUGAAGCAUUACGUUAAUCCUGAUGCAAGCACAGUGUGACAGCUCCGCCCAUGCAUCGUAAAAUGAGGGUAGAAAAUACGGGAAAGCGGCCCUUCCUCUCGAAGAGGCUUUUUGAGCAGUUACUCUUUUGGGAACUAGCCGACAGCGACCUGAUAAGUACAAGCAGUUUCAACACCCGCAUCGUCGUAGAAUGAACCUAACCUGGUGGUAAACACUUAAGUAACCAACCAGAAAUCAUUGCACCAGUCUUUCUCGUUAGUUGUCCUUCAAUAUUGAGCUUUCAGGAGGCGAAACCCGCUUUAAUGUUAAAUUGUUAGGUUGUGACUACACCAAACUGCAUGGACUACUGACCCAGAUGUCUUAAUAUGCUAUGCUUUUAAGUGGCAAGCAUUAUUUAUGCACAGUAGCAAACAGUUUCUAGGCCCCACAUUGUUGAAUUAUGACUGAGUAUCUUACCAGAGAGAAAACACAUCUACAUGCACAAGCUGCCGUAACUCAUGGAUUGACAUGUGAUUUGCAGGAAACUUCCUGUAGGAUCAAAAAGAACGACGGCGGAAAAUGGUCGAAAAGCAGAAUUCCAGGAGGCGUAUGCAUCAGGAGUCGCUUAGUUAAAGCUAGAAUCGUAUCACCUAUAAUUAAAAGGGGGACUGGAAUGAUCAUAUUCGGCUUAUUAGCCGUCAUCAGCCAGUCAUACUAGACUCCAGGUUUUGCAAACCCUCAGGCUUGUUCAACCUUUCGGUAGAUUGGUGAUAAGCAUAGCAGCCCCGAGCACGGUACCGGGUACUCACAGAGUGAAAGCUUCUUAAUAAUAUAUAAAAGGCCACUUUUUGUCUGUGCGAAUGCAGACCCGGUUUUGUGCAAUAAUUUACCGUACUAACAACACAGGUAUUAGCUAAAAGCCCAGACACGCGUGUUUCGCCGAUCUUGUGCCGCUGCCUGACGCAGCUGCGAGGGGUUCGGCUCGUCAGUGGGUCCCCCAGCUUUCCCCGUGUGUUUUCUGGUAUAUGAACUCCAGUUUCAACUUGCCUUGUUUAAUUUCCGAGGAAAUUAAUGCGCGAACUAGGAGCCGGUUUUAUGGAAUCAUGCGUAUGACGUGGAAAUCUUUUGUUCUUUCAAGAUAACCUAAAUGCCUCCCUCUUAAAAUGAAGUUUAGAAAAUAACUCAGCCCUUAUUAACAUUCGGUGCGGGCCGAAGAAGUGCACGAACCAUAACUUCAUUUUUUCCAUUUCCCGCCUUGCUGGUUGAUUUGGUUGGCGCAUUUUUUACCACUGCUUAAAAUGGUUUCGAUAUCAUAGGUGUUCUGACCAGCGACAUGCAUAGACAGAACUCCUUAAUGGCAGGUGCAGUAACACGCUAAUCCUGGUGCAAGUAAAGUGACAACUCUGUCCAUGCAUCGUAAAAUGACGGUAGAAAAUUCGAAAAAGCGGCCCUUCCUAUCGAAGAGGAUUUUUGAAUAGGUAUUUUUUGGGAAGUAGCCGACAGCGACCUGAGAAGUACAAGCGGUCUCAGCACCUGAACUGGCGUAGAGUGAAUGGCCUACGUCGGACUUGAAUCAGCAAGCAUUCAAGUAACCAGCCAGAAAUCAUUGCACCAGUCUUUCGCGUUAGGUGUCCUUCACAGCACACAAUAUUGAGCUGUCAGGAGGCGAAACCUGCUUUAAUGUUAAAAAGUUAGGCUGUGAGGACUCAGAAUACCUCAUCUGCCCACGGUGAGCACCAAACUGCAUGACGCAGAUGUUUCAAUAUGCUUUUAAGUGGCAAACAUUACUUAUGCUCAGUAGCUAAACUGGCGCGGAACCCAGUUCGAAGCCGGUUUCUAGGUGCUACCAGACAGAAGACACAUCUACUUGCAGAGAGUGACGUAACUCAUGGAAUGGUAUGUGAUUUGCAGGAAAAUUCCUGUAGGAAAAUGGUCGAAAACCAGAAAUCUGGGAGACGUGUACAUUAGGAGUCGCUUAGACCAGAUCAGAUCAGAUUUAUCAAGGGAAAGGUAGGCGAGCGCCUUUGAACUCCCUUUUGGUUACAAUAACGUCAUAAGAAAACAAUAUGUAAGGCAAGUGUGAAAAAAAUUAGGUAAGUAGUUACAUACAACAAGCAUUGGUCACUGGUAUGAAUUUGUCUGUGAAUGUCUUCUAUGUCAAAAUUGUACAAUAUCCUGUACGGUACUGAAUGGACCAAGUAAUAUCAAAGCAAGAGCAUAUGUGGCGGUCAGGUUAGAAUAGUCUUACUGACAAAUAAAAGGAGAACUUAAAUGGCCAUCUCUUAAAAUGAAGUUUAGAAAAUAACUCAGCCCUCAUUAACAUUCGGUGCGGGCCGAAGAAGUGCACGAACCUUAACUUCAUUUUUUUCCAUUUUCCGUGAAAAACACGUCUUUUCCUAUUGACACCAAACGACGUAUUCAUAUUUUUAAGUGUGACUUACCUCCUUACCUAACCUUUUCUAAAAUUCCGCAUUCGUUUCAGUCUAGAUGGAAGGUAGCAUGAUAUGAAUGCUUAAAAAGUGUAUUUGUUAUUACACUUAUAAACCCUUGGCAAAAGUAGCUACUAUUCGUCAUGGCGCCCAAGUUUAUUGCAAAAAAAUGUCUUACACUUUCUAACACAUUGCCUACACCUGUUGUCUAACGUAUUAAGCCUAAUAGACUUUCAAAAGUGACAUAUGAACCCUGCUCUAAACGACCGAAAUUUCUACAACACAUGACUCAAGCCCCUCAAAUUUCACUAUUUAACAACUGAACCCCAUCGGGGCCCUCAGCUAGUUAUUUUAUGAUCUGUGAGGUCCUACCAUCUGAACUGGCUAGAAUCAACGAUGUACCCUUUAAAUAUUAUGCUCUUAUAAACCUCCAUUCUGUCCCUUAGAAACUCCGGCGGAAAAGUCAUUAAUGAGUAUUUACUGGAGGCGGUCUCCCAGGGAAAGUCGAGGUCUUCCAUUCAGUACGGUGAUGUGCGUCGGAGUCUGGCAAAAGCGGUUUUUAACGAAAAAGGUGCGUUCAGCGCAGGCAUUUGAACUCAGUCUGCUUCGGCACCCCCAAGCCUUGUAUUCCCCUUCUUUGCCCACUUAAUGGACCUCUCUUUCUUGCCCUCUCAUCUCUGAAGAAUGUAGUAUCCACCGAGCCCGGUCUGUUUAGGACGCGUGGCUCUUUAGAGGUUGCCGAAACUGGGGUCCACACUUUCAUGUGGCUUCAUAUGACGCAAAUAACUGGAUUAUGGCUCCAACGAUGGUGUACAUCAGGUUGAGUGUAAAGUUAGGUGUAAAGCGCGUAACCUGCUCAAAAUAUCGAAACUCGAGUGCAUUACUGAACCCUUAAGUGGCUAUUCAAUGCAAAGUAAGUGCGAGACUGGCGCUGGACAUUUGGGAACAUGUGAUGAAAAUAAGCACGGUACAAGGAACGAAAUUGACUCAUGUCUGUACCCCUUUGAAUUUUGAGGCCUCAAAAGGUUGAACCAUUUUUUUUCGGUGCUGGAUCGUCAAAAGUCCAUCUCCUUUAUGGUUGUACAGGGAACUACGCGUACUGGAAAGUCGGUAAUUAAAAGCACCGCAUGAAAAAUUGUUCAGCCAUUCUGGCAUGCCGUGGAAUGGAAAAGAUCGGUCAGAUGGACUUGCAAAAAUAUCAGGAGAUAUAAUUACAGGGUAUUCUGUAUAAGGUUGCACACCGAACCUAUCUUUAACCACUGUGCAAGUUACGCUCGGGCAAUGUACCACGACUCAAGCACUGCGCAUUUGUUCUGUUAAUUCGUUCGUAUUUUCUAGAGAAAAUGGACAAGUAAUCGAUUUUUUGUAGGCAUUUUAUUUUAUUCGUUUGAGGCAAAGUAUGUCUUCUUCAAAUUUUGUGCCCGAAGGAAAACUGUCUUUCAGUGCUAGGAAAGUUUUUUUCAGUUCCCGAAUAGAUUUGGACCCGAUUUACCGCCUGUUUUUCGUUGAGGAUUUUCAAACUUCUAUUGAGUACGAGUUCUAUUUUUCUCAACGCUUUUGGUAAGGUGUCGAACAUAGUCGUAAAAUCGGGCAAUGGAUAUAAACUACACUCUACGUUCCAUGAGGGGCAUUAAUAAACGAGUAGGUACGAUGUUAUUUGAGCAGACAUUUCACGGCCCUGAAGUUCUCAUAAUUCCUAACUCGGCCGGAAAAUGUCGUCUUUGGAUUUAAAAAAACUGGAUACGUUGUUUACUACCAAAUGAGUACGUUUGUGCGUUUCCUCCAAAAUAUGUUGUGGUUUAUAAGGACUUUGAAAAGCAAUGGAAAAGCUCAUAGUAAUACAGUUAUUUUUACCAAGUGUGAUUUUUCAGGCCACCUGUAAGAUGCAUUCAGAAGCCGACAUUCUGUCAUAACUUAAACAUCUUGGCGCAAUGCCGUUUGAUGCUCUACAUUACAACCCCACAAAAAUAUUCUUUUCUAUCCAAAAGGAGUUAUUGUUUGUUUUGCAAGAUUCCUAAGUUAAACCGUGUGCUCUUUAAACUGUUGUUUUUGUGUUUAGUUACAGUACUGGACGCUGUUGACAAUUUUCGUUGGCACAGUAAAGAAACUUGGAUAUCCUAAAACAUAUUUCGGUCAAAAAGAGAUUAACUGUAUGCCAACAUUAAGAAGUCAGCGCAAAUGCAUACGCGACAUGACAGUUCGACCGUCGGCUUCGACGAUGUCCGCCGUAUGCUCCACAACAGAGUGAGGGCAGGCACGGUGACUUGCGCGUGAUUGACAGCAGACUUGCGCAGCAUCUACCGCACUCCGCCUCUCCCACUUGAGCUCGAUGUCAAGACAUAGUCAAAAAGACCGGGAGCGGGAAAGGACGCAGGUGGCUGGCACCUAGGUGUACCGCAAACCCCCUCGCCUACAACGGGUACUGACCAGGAUUUCAAUCAACAACAGCACUGAGGGUCGUCGGGGAUCUCAAUUGGCGCGACUUGAGCCGACAAAUGGGUCUUGCCACCACACUCAAAAUGUGGGCAUUUGUUAUGGGUAUACAUUCCCGAUUACGCCUGCCGUCUCCUAUCUAGCCCCCGUGUUGGUACAGCACAUCUGCAUCUAGGGGCAAAUACGCGACACAAGUAUGCAAUUGAAACCAUAUCUGAGGGGCUUCAAUCGAUAUUUUGGAGGUUCUGUAAGGUGUACUAUUCAUUUGGGGCAGAAUCUCACAUCAGAGGCUGGCCGACAAAAAUAGGGGAUAAUGUAAAAAAGAUGAACACACGAUCUCUGGGACAGUACGUGUGUUAGGAGUGCAGGGGGUGGUGUUUGCGAUAAGGCUGAGUACACGCCGUCUCACGGCGGCGUGACUGCGUGCACCCUUGGCUGGGAAUUGGGUCUCGUCUCUUGGCCGCGGGAACGGAGCGCGUGAUAGCGGGAGGGGUAUAUCAACGUAUUUGUUGAUGGCGUUGGUGUCAGACACCCAGGUCUCCAGCAGUCUUCGCCCCGUCUUAUUGCUGGCCCGCGCCAUUCUCCGUGUACUCGCGAAGUUAAAUUUGUGGCCUUCCUCCGGGGUGGGAAUGGCGACUUGAGAUAACGGGUUGCCUCUCUGGACUGUCCGUUACUCGCGAACUGAGCCGUCGUCCGGUCUGUCCUGUGUAACGGCGAGGACAGUCCCGGCAUGGGAUCUGAUAACAGUGGAUAAUGGGACAACAGUUCUUUUGGACCUGUCAAAUGCUGCCUUCGGCCGGUCACGCCACGGACCGCCCAAUCACCGGUUGGUAGACAGGCGUGGACAGUCGAUUUGGGCAUGGGAGAGAGAAAGAGAGGCCAACACUGGGGUUGGGGAAUCCAUCCCUACGACAAAUCGACACAUUCCUCGCUGUAAUAAGUCCGACUCUUGCUGACCGGCCGCAUACCUCGGUCCGUCUCGGGACUGAGAGUCAUGUUGCAGUGGCUCCUUCCUAGUGUGGCCUUUAUGGCACUCGCCCUCAUGUGGGACCUGAGCCACUAUUGAGAAGGCCUGGUAGACGCAUUGAGACCAGGUCGCGCGUGGCACGCUCAGACGUACUGUUUAACUUUGUCAGCCACUGAGCCCAUGCCCACCUCUGGGCGUGUGGCUAUUGCCCUGUCACCGGAGCCUUUUUAUUUUAUUUGGUAAGGAUAAUAGGCAAGGCCUUUGAAAACCCUACUGAUUACAUGCCAGCAUGUUAGAUACAACUGUACAUGAACAAUGAAAAUAAUCGCUAUUAAAACGUUACUUGAUUCAGUUAAGUAACAUCGUUCCAAAUAAAUAAAUUACCGGUGUGGCGGGGCAUUUAGUUCAGGUCCAGACUGGCACGCGUAGACGUGCCGCUUCACUUUGCCAGCCACCGCGCCCACGCUCACGCUACUCUCUCGUCAUCGGAGCCGUUUCCCAAGUCCGCAUGCGAAGUUUAAAGAUGUAAUUUCCUGCUUAAUAACUCGGAAUUUAUUUUUUCGUUUGUCCUCCCUAGGACCAGUAUCGUUCAUUCUAUAUGCGUGUUCAAAUUCCCUGUUUUUAUCACAGGUGACGUUCGUCAAGCUGAAGAGAAGCCUUUUAACCUCUCAUUAACAUAAACGCACGUUUGAGGACUUUAGUGGACCAUUUGCGAAUUAGAACGUCUCUCAUCUAGGUAAUGUGCGAUGCCUCUGAAACCCUAUUGUAAACGGUACAUGCAAUAUAUAACUUUAAAUAAACUAGCUACUAUAAGGUUGUCAGUAAUAUAUACACUUAACAUAAUAUUUUCGUUUGAAAAUGCAGGGCCGAAACUCGAGAACAUUCAGUUGUGGAUGAUAUCGGUCAAAUGAAAUGACAGUCAUCCGCAUCAGCGGUAGAUGUAUGCAGGGCGUUGGUAUGGCACAAAAGAGCUGUUCUGUCCAGACAAGCGGUAUUUUCCAAGUAAACAUACAUGUAGUCUUUGCUUGAAUUUCUCCGUGGAAUCCGCCAUUAUCACGUCCUCGGGAAGCCCGUCCCAGGCACUGACGACUCACUGUGAAAAGCGUAUCUGCGAAUGUCCAGGCGGCAUCGGGAUCCCCGAAGUUUUAGAGAGUUUCCACGCAGGUUUGUUGUUGUGGCCAGGGUGAAGAAAUCGUCGAGGUUUAGGGCACAGUCCCGGUUCGUCAAUAUCCGAUACGCCUGUAUGAGAUCUCCUUGAAUCUGCCUGUAUUCAAGAGGAAAUAGUUUAAGCUCACUAAGUCUGCAGUUGUAAGGUAAAGUCCCGAGGCCUUUCAAAAUUGUUGUUGCUCUCCUCUGGACUCUUUCUAGCAGCUCAUAGUCUUUUUUGAGCCACGGACGCCACAUCUGGAUUCCAUAUUCCAGAUGCGAACGAAUGAGCGCUCUGUAUAAUUUUCCAAAUAACUCUUUGUCUACAUUUGUGAAAGUUCGUUUAAUUGCAAAGAAAACACUGGGUGCCCUUUUGGCCGCCCUAACGCACUGAGAGGAAGGCUUAUCUUUUAUUGGACCGCAGAUCGCUACUCCAUCCAGUAUUGAAGACAUAUUCAUGUCUAUUUUCUUACGUCUUCUGUCCCCGACGGUAUUAAUUUUUUGACUGAACCACUUGUAAGAAACUUGGCACACUCGGCGGAAUUCGAACCCGCAACAGAAGAGGCAAGGCGCCCAAAACACCUGGCUUAUGCGACACCACCACGGAGGAGCCUUGCCUCUUUCUCACUUGAACUAAAUUAGCCGUUCAGUCCACUGCAGCACAUCGAAUCCACCAGAUGACUACUGGGUGUUUUGAGUUGCAGCAGUUCGCCCCUUUGUUGUAAUUUGGUCGGUCAGCUUAUUCGGAUCAGCCAUCCACACUAGGACCCAAUUAUACCCUCCCACUUAACUUGUGACUGUUCACAGCUAUGGACUUGGUAAUUAGUAUUUGUUUGCGUUGUCAAGGAUCUUUUUGCGGAUGACUAGGCGGGUAACUUGGUUCGAAUUCCUGAGUUUCGUGCGUUUCUAUCCUACUAAUUUUCACAUACACCCACUUCCCUCCACAUCUGCCGGAGAAACAUUCUACAAAUGGGCCAAAACGUCACGCGGCGCAAUUCCGCUGUCCCAGAAGAAUUAUCCUCACACCAGCCGGCUGUUUUGCUGAUAUGCCAGAAAUGGGUCAAUAACUGCUGCUGCUGCCACAGUGUCCUGUGUCUGUAAAACAAAUCGUUGCUGAUAGAAGCGAACGAGUGAGUUCCAGGAAGCAGUUCAAAAGACGAAGAUGCUAUCACUGGAACAAGAAAUUUAUUGGUCUGACGUUUCGGAUUCUCACUGGAACCCAUCAUCAGAGACAGUCGCAAAAAAGGGAUGACGAAAUCCCGGCAAUUAACAACUCGGACGCGGACUGACAAGCCAUCACCGCAUCAAUUACGACCCCAGCGGUGAUUGCGAGAGCUGUAAAUUCCAGUAUGCAUACGGUCCCACGGCAGCCACGUGCGAUAAAUACUCCACUCCUUGUGCGACCAGUACCCUUAUCUGCGACUGUCUCUGAUUAUGGGUGUUAAUAUUCUUUAGACUUUCUAGAUUCAGUGCUGUUUUAUUGACCGGAAUAGACGCACCCGAGGUUAAAGCUAUGUCAGAAGACAGUCAGGAUAACUCGGUUAUUCUUGAUGGUUCUAUAGCAAUAAAUAGAAAGAUUAGUGGAGCACAAUAAGGCGGGGAAUAAAUUGAAAGGUGGACGUACAUUCAAGGUCGAGCAGUCAGCGAAUGACGCCAAAGUGUGGUGGUCGGUCUAUAAGCGAGCGGCAACAAAGAGCAAUAGACAAAGGAGAAAGAACAAUGAACAAAGAAUGCCGAGAACCGACGAAUAGGUAUACAGAGACAAACACAGGGUGGUAUGAAUAAAGUCUGGUUACUGACAAACGGUGAGUAGCAAAAAUAGAGACAAUAAAAUAAAUUGCCACCAGGGAUGUCACAAUGGGUUCGAGUGAGAAUCCGAGACGUCAGGCCAAUAAAUUUCUUCUUCCAGUGAUCGCAUCAUUGUCUUCCAAAACAAGUCAUGUUUCUCGGAGGUACGCCCAACAAAGUCAAUAGGUGCGUUUGUUUUACUGCGGUGAGGCUUUGGAGAACUCUCCCUAGGCGCAUUUUCUUCGCCCUCUGCCUUUCAGGCGCCUUCGAGUUGUCGAACCUGAUCAGCCAACACCUCAUAACCGCGCUGGUUCCCUUCCUGCCCCUGCAGGAGGUGCACGUUCGUCGAUGUAUCGCGGAUGCGGCGGCACGCAUGCAGGUGGAGGCCACGGAGGAGAUGAAGGAUUUCAUUGUCGACGAACUGGACUGGGGCCCCAAUGACAUGCACAUCUUCUCGGAGUCCGGUUGCAAGCUCAUCUACGAAAAAGUGGGCUUUUACCUGCAGCACACUGCGCUAACCAAAGAAAUUGAUGAUGAUGAUUCCAUCCAGACAAACCCUCAUGAGCCUUAA
This is a messenger RNA of Spirometra erinaceieuropaei, 14360 nucleotides long. The record is from the annotation of a GenBank genome assembly. Lineage: Eukaryota; Metazoa; Platyhelminthes; Cestoda; Diphyllobothriidea; Diphyllobothriidae.